Messenger RNA from Lates calcarifer (barramundi perch), 2158 nucleotides. Its product is annotated as sialidase-3-like. The transcript is spliced from 2 exons. Bases 154 to 1281 code for a protein of 375 amino acids. The record is from RefSeq and is a predicted model, not a curated record. Gene Ontology annotation, biological process: ganglioside catabolic process; oligosaccharide catabolic process. Lineage: Eukaryota; Metazoa; Chordata; Actinopteri; Centropomidae. Gene Ontology annotation, cellular component: cytoplasm; membrane; lysosome. Gene Ontology annotation, molecular function: exo-alpha-sialidase activity.
GCUCCAACAAAAAUAUAUACCCCUCCCAUACUCAAAAACUGUACCACCUUAUAAAACCCUCAAAAUCCUCAAACUUAGAUGACCAUAGAGAUACACACUGUCAGUCUUUCUUUUUUACUUACUGAGUGAUCAUUUUACACACGGACACCAGCCAUGGCCAACACACAGACAAAAACUGUGGAUGUCUUUAAAUCUGUUGUCUACAGGAUUCCUGCUCUUUUCUACGAGACAGAAAGUAACACUCUUCUAGCCUUUGCAGAGCAGAGGGAGACAGAAGCUAAUUGCACUGCGAAAGAGCUGGUUAUGAGAAGAGGAACACUGAAAGAUGAAUCCCCUGGUGUGAAGACAAUUGAGUGGUCAGAGCUCAAAACAGUGGUGGAAAAGGCAAAACUUGACAACUACCGUCCUCUGAACCCCUGCCCAGUGUUUGAGAAGAACACGAAAACACUUUUCCUGUUUUUCAUUUGUGUUGAAGAUCGUGUGGAAGAGCAAUGGCAGAUAAAAAACCGCACCAACAAGGCCCGUCUCUGCUACAUUACAAGCGAGGAUCUUGGACAAAACUGGAGUGAAGUGACAGAUUUGACAUACACACUGGGCGAAAUUAAGAACUGGGCCACAUUUGCUGUUGGGCCAGGCCAUGGUCUUCAAAUGAAGAAGGGUAGAUUGAUUGUUCCUGUCUAUGCUUAUGUUUGCAGCAGCUCAAGCAAGUCUAAUGAGGCUACUUCAUAUGCAUUCGCCCUGUACAGUGAUGAUAGGGGCAGCACAUGGAAGUUAGGCCAAAUGCUUCAAACACAAUCAGGGGAAUGUCAAAUGGCAGAGAUUUUUGAUGGAGACUCCAAAAGCUCCAUCUACUGCAAUGCCCGUAGUCGGGGAGGCUGGCGAGUGGAAGCUGUCAGUGAAAAUGGUGGAGCUGAUUUUCCCACAUUGAGCAAUGCUACAAAGCUUGUUGAAACUGAUUCAGGUUGUCAGGGAAGUGUGGUCUCAUUUCCAGCUCAAGAUGAAGGUGCAGAGGGUGACCCAAAGUGGCUGCUUUACACUCACCCAAGCAACAAGUCCAAAAGGACUGAUUUAGGAGUGUAUGUGAGCAAAUCCCCAAAGGAUCCAAGUAAGUGGAGCAAACCCUGGAUCAUUAACAGUGGACCCAGUGGUUACUCAGACCUGGCUUACAUUGGUAAUGGUUGGUUUGCAUGUCUGAUGGAGUGUGGGGUGAAGAAAGAAACAGAGCAGAUAGCCUCUGUGGUUUUUAGCUACAAGGACAUCAAGUCAGGCAUUGGACAGUAAAUAUCCAUUGUCUUUGAUUGACAAGACAUGACUCUGUUGUUAUACCAUAAAUUACAUUUUUCUUCCACAUAUGGGACUUCAAAGUAACCUGCUGUUUAAUACAAGUAAUGCUACUGCACUGAAACCCUAUUUACAACUGAUGAAUAUAUUACAUUACAUUUUCAUUUUGUUUUGAUUUUCAUUUCAGCUCUAACAACCACAACACUUAUGUAUAAUACUGCGCUGACAUUUUACUGUACUUCUCAAAUGUGUAUUUACAAAGAUGCUACAUUUACCCAGAGGUUGUGUUGUUUAUAAAAUGUAAAGAGUAAAAUACAUUUUGACAAAUAAAUUGAGUUUUAAGAACUUUCACAACUAAUUAGGUGAUGGAAACAGCAGGAAAAGUACUUCCUGUUUUUUGUUGAUAUUUAACACCAUAGCCAUUGUGGCAAACAUGUUGUCAUUCAUCAACAUCACCUAAUUAUAUAAGAAUAAAUGCUUAGUUUCAGUCAGGGAAUGUUUGAGAAACCAUAAUAAAAGUAAUCACAUUGACUAUCAGUAAGAAACUGUUGUUCCUCUUUUUCAUGGGAGGAUGAUCUCGACCAGACCAGAAACUGAAACAUUUUCACUUUUUACCUUAUUUUAAUUGGGUACAACUGGAAUUACUGAGAUGUUUAAUUGUCAAAAUAGACUGGAAAUUUUUGUUUAUUUGACCUUUUCUUGUGACAGUUGUGACAAACUUAAAAUGCGCUGCAGUGUGCUGAAACACAUUUAAAGGCUUUGUGUGUGUUUGCGUUAUGAUAUAUUGAUUUGUUUGUUUGAAUCCUGGUUAUUUCUAAUUGUACUUUUACAUUUACUAUAUACAAUGGCAUAUGUUCUUCGAAUACAAGUAAAUAAU